GCGAAUAUUUGUAUUGUAUUGCAGCUAAAUUUUGAAAUCAUUUACUUCCUCUUUCGGUUUCAAGAUUGAACAUAUUUGUGGAUAAUUUUCAAAUUAGGAGCAUUUAUGUGCAAACGAGAUAUUUUUCAUAGAAAAACGACAAUCAGCUGACAUGUCAAAAAAGACUGAAGAAGAAGUCGUAUUUGUUCCUGUGGAUGAAUUAGAAAAAGAGUUAGGCAGUGUUGUACAAAAGCUGAUGAAUGAGUUACGGAAAGCGCAUUCAAGAAAUACAGUUUUGGCGAAGAAAUUACAAUCAACGGAAGAAAGAAAUAUAUUAACUCGGAAAAGGUUACGUGAUAUAGAAGAUGAUAAAACAAAAAGGGAAAGAUUGAUGGAGUGUGAAAUUUUGAAGCUUGCGGAAGACUGUAAUGGCUUGAGGUGUAAACUGAAGAAUAUUCAUGAAAGUAUACGCCAUUUAAAGCUUACUUUAAACGAAAAAGAGACAGAACUGCAAGGAAAAAACGAAGUCAUACAGAAAAAGGAUAGUGACAUGGAAGCCCUAAAUAACCAUAUUUCUGACAGCAAGAUCUACAUAGAAAAACUGCAGAGACGUAUAGAUGACAUUGCUGAGCAGAAAGAAAAAGAUGAUUUGCUGCACAAAGAAACCGAAGAAAGUCUGCAGAGCCGAAUAGAGCUAAUGGAUGCACAGAAAACAAAAGACGACUUGUUGCAUAAAGAAACUGUCGAAAGUCUGCAGAGUCGAAUUCAAGAAAUGUCUGCCGAAAAAACGGAUACAGUGAAAAAACUGCAAGCGCACGUAGAUGAGGAAAGAAAAUACCGUUUUGAGCUAAGUUAUCAGUAUAGCCAGCUGAUACAGGCAAAGCAAGCACCCGAAAACGUAAAGAAACAGGGUGACCAAGAACAAAAAAUACAAAGUUUAUUGCUGCUGAGACAAGAUAAAGAACAGCAAACUGAGCUCAGUCAUUACAUAGCAGAACUCAGUGACGAAAAAAGACCUACCAAACUUGCGGAGGAAUUUUCAGAGUUAUAUGUUAAUGAAUGGACAGAUGCUUUUGAAGAUGUACCUAAACAAAAUGAGAAACAGAAAGUCGAUUUCAUGUUGAAACUGUUAAUGCGCGCUAAUGAGAUAUGCCGAAACGCAUGCACUGAACACACAAGCACCAUAAAACACAGCUUUUGUACACUUGUCGUCGAGACUGACCCGGCUAUGGGAGAAGUGUGUGGUGAAGUACCUGGGCGACUUGCAUCGGUUCACACCAAGGGAACGAGACAAGCAACGGACCAUGGACACGGAAGACCGAAUGCAGCAAAACAAAAAAAAGUUAUCGAAACGGAUUUUGAGCAAACACUGAAAAACGAAGAGAAGAAAACUAUCAUGGAAAUAGGAAAGUUUUUCAAGCAACGGCUUUCAGAAGACGUGGAGAAGGUCGGAACUAAGAUCAUAUUGGAAGAACAAAAUAUAAAUCAACACUCGGAGGCUGUUGCAGCGUACAUUCGGAAGUGCAUGAAUAUCUGCUGGUCAAUGUGCAGACACAUGCCAUCAAUGCAUGUUGAUGUCCCUGAUGUUACUGGAGACAUUCAUUUUGAUACAAAUAUAUACAAACCCUACACGAAAAGCGGGAAAUAUGUGCAGUAUAUUGUCUGGCCUGCGGUGUACCUUCAUGAAGGGGGACCUGUGUUGUGUAAGGGUGUUGCUCAAGGAAGAAAAUAAGUUAUAAAUGUUAACAUGUAUGACGUUUUCAAAUCAAUGUGCUUGGAAACCAUGCUCAUGAAGAUAAUAAUUCUGACAAAUCAUCGUCAGAGUAGGAAAGUAUGAAGGAGCGGAUCUUACAGCCGUUGUUGCAAGUUUUCUAGUAUUUGAAUAGUGUAGUCUUAAUGAAAUUUAUAAUUGUUGAACAACAUUUCAUUUAAUCUUCUGUUCCUUCUGUUGUAAACUUAUUUCAUUUUGAUUGCAGUAUAACUGUAAAAAGAACAUAUAAAAUUGUAAACUUUU
Molecule: messenger RNA, 1993 nt
Organism: Mercenaria mercenaria
Lineage: Eukaryota; Metazoa; Mollusca; Bivalvia; Venerida; Veneridae
Product: myosin-7B-like
Exons: 14
Coding region: 152-1711 (519 amino acids)
Source: RefSeq, a predicted model, not a curated record